This is a messenger RNA of Emiliania huxleyi CCMP1516, 783 nucleotides long. RefSeq lists its product as hypothetical. The record is from RefSeq and is a predicted model, not a curated record. The transcript is spliced from 3 exons. Lineage: Eukaryota; Haptophyta; Isochrysidales; Noelaerhabdaceae. The annotation marks the transcript as partial.
CCACCCCGUACACGAUCGCCGACGAUCGCACGCAAAUCGCCAAGCCUACCACCCGCGACACAACCCGACAGCUUACACAUGCCCAUCCGCUGGUCCGUCGCCGGCAAGUCCGGCGCCGCGGCCGCCGUCGUGCACCUCCCGCACGGCGCGCGCAUAAAGGCGGAGCCUGACGCGCUCAUCACCAUGUCUGGCGGGGUGGAGGUCGGCGCGUGUAUGGACGGCGGUUUCGUCGGCGGCCUCUUGCGGUCGGCGCUCGGCGGCGAGUCGCUCUUCUCGCAGACUCUCUCCGCCAGCCGCUCGGACGGCGAGGUGGUGCUCGGCGCGACCGAUGUCGGCGACAUCGAGCUCGUGCGGCUGCAGCCUCACGCGCCGCUUCUGCUGAGCAAGGGCGCGUUUCUCGCGGCGGACGAGGCGGUGGAGGUGUCCACCUCGACGCAGCGGACGGUGGGCGGCGCCCUCUUCUCGGGCUCGGGCCUCUUUGUCCUGCGGGCGAGCGGGCAGGGCACGCUGGCGCUCGCCGCCCACGGCGCAAUCAUGAGCUACACGCUCGAGCCUGGAGAGGUGCGCGCCGUCGACAACGGCCACCUCGUCGGCUGGACGGAAGGCAUGCCGCUGGAGAUGCGGCUCGCGGGCGGCGCGGGCCGCGGCUCGCUCCUCUCCACCGCCUUCUCGUCCGCAGCCUCGGGCGAGGGCCUGGUGUGCUCCGUUCACCGUGCGUCCACGACACGUCCACGACAUGUCGACGACACGUCCACAGGCGAGGGCCUGAUGUGCUUCUUUCAC